CAAUCUCUACCAAUCCCUUUUAAACAGAACACUCCCUCAUGUUGUCUGUCUUCACAGGAAGUCUAAGCAUGAAAGAGAAACGUUGGUGUGGGAUGAGCGCCAAGAUGGGCACCGUGUUGUCAGGGGCCUUUACCAUCAUUGCCACUAGCAUGUACCUCAUCUUUGAAGAAAAGCACAUACAGAGUGGCAAUUGCACUGAGAUCAAAUCACAGGACCAGGGUAUAGAAACUAUAAGGGAAUACAUCAUGUGCUGGAGUUUUAAAAUUGUCGUCUUCAUUUCUUCCAUCACCCUUGUCAUCAGCUUCCUCCUCCUGUACUCAGUGUAUGCUCAGAGGCUCAGGGGCAUGGUGAUCUACAUCAUCUGGAUAAUUUUCUAUGAAGCUAUGAACAUUGUGAUACAAGUCCUCACCAACACCAAUUCCAGCAUUGAGAUGGUCAGAAUGAUGCGCUGGUUUGGCUUGAUGUCCCGUGUAGUCAUGCACUGUUACUGGAUGUUCUUUGUCAUCACCUAUACUUACAUACUCUACAAAAGUAAAAGCCAGGGCAAUAUACUUAGCUACAACAGGCGUAUUUCUAUGGGCAGUGAAGAGUUCCUGCGGCGGAAAUCAAAAAUAAUCAACUUUUCCCACCACUCUACCCAAUAA
This is a messenger RNA of Loxodonta africana (African savanna elephant), 644 nucleotides long. RefSeq names its product transmembrane protein 217 (gene TMEM217). Lineage: Eukaryota; Metazoa; Chordata; Mammalia; Proboscidea; Elephantidae. The record is from RefSeq and is a predicted model, not a curated record. The transcript has a single exon. Bases 39 to 644 code for a protein of 201 amino acids.